AUGGUCAAAGUUUACCGCACCAGCUUUGAUCUCCUUCGAUCCUCUUUUCAGAAGGAAGAUGCGAUAGACGUUUUCCAAAUGGAUGUUGGCCACAUCUCGGUCACGAACGUCAAGCUUUGGAGUCGGAAAAGUCGACACCGGCGUCCACCCCAGAUCCCUGAACAUCAGCCCUUCGUCAUCUGCCUGACCGGCUUCUACAGCUGUCAGUGGGGCUGGCAACAGCACAGAACAGUGAAGCCAGGCCAUUGGUGUUGCAAGAAGAGGGAGUGUAGUUUUUUUGCAAUCUUGACGCUGGCGCUGAGCUUCUGGUUCAUCUUUCUGUCUCUCUGGGGGGGAACAAAGAACGACUAUCACAAUUUUGAUGUGUACAGCUAUAUGAAUACAGGAUACUGGUUUCACUGGUCGAUUUUCCUCCUGGUUUUAGCUGUGUUUUCAUUCUCCUAUCUCUUGUUUUUAUUGAUCUUAGCAGUGUGUCUCCUGUGUGAGAAUCAACAGCUGUACCUACACUGGUGUCACAAGACGAUGACGAUCUUUGCCCUGUUUCUCUCCAUUAUUGGCUUAAUCACCAUAACACUAUUUUGGAAAGGACAAUGGUACACAUUCUACCUGUCAUUUCAGAUCUCAGCUCCCUUUCUCCACAUGGCUGCCAUCUUGACCAUGAUCCUUCUAUCUUGGCCUGUGGCGAUCCAUUUCUUCCAGAUGAAAAACAGAGUUCUACAGAUUCUAAUCUUUGGUCCUUACCUGUUUAUCCUGCUCUUUCUUCUCUUCAUACCCCUGGGGAUGACCUCACCCUGCAUCCGGGAGAAGGGGACGCUGGGUCCCAAGCCAGGCCUGAUAGGUCACAGAGGAGCACCGAUGGUGGCUCCUGAAAAUACUGAGAUGUCGUUUGUGAAAACCAUUGACUAUGGUGCUGACGGUUUGGAGACAGAUGUCACCAUUAGUUUUGAUGGGGUCCCCUUCCUUAUGCAUGACAAGACUCUAAAAAGAACCACCAACAUCAAAACUCUGUUUCCUACAAUCAGGAACAAAAAAGCCUCCUUUUUUUCCUGGCCAGCUUUGCAGCUACUGAAUGCCGGACAGUGGUUUUUCAAGAGAAGGCCAUUCCCUAACAUGCCCCUGCUCUCAGAGGCAGAUGAAAAAUGGGCGAAGAAUCAGAAAAUUUACAAGUUCAGUGAUUUCUUGUCUCUGGCUGACAAGGCGAACAAAGUGGUAAUCUUUGAUCUUUACCGCCCACCUCUGAAUCAUCCCUACAGGGAUACUUUCCUCAAUAGGACUUUGGACGUACUCAAAAAUGAAUCUGGGAUUAAAGCUAAUUUGGUCCUAUGGCUGAUGGAUUCAGGUAGAACUUAUGUUCAGUCCGUAGCUCCCGGCUUCCAACACACUACGUCUUCCCUAGAACCCAUUGAAGAUCUCCAAAAACGGAAUAUUGUGAAACUCAACUUGGACUACAGAAGGAUGGCUACUGUAGAUAUUCGGAAAUAUGCCGAAGCCAACAUCACCACCAACCUCUGGGUGGUCAGCGAACCGUGGCUCUACUCCUUGGCGUGGUGCUACGGAGCUAAAUCGGUAACUACCAAUGCUGUGCAUGCUCUGGGCAACAUUAGCCAGCCUUUCUUCUUCUUGACACCUAAGGAAUACAGGACGAUGUGGAUUGUAACCGACUCUCUGGCGCUUCUCUUCAUAUUUCUUAUCUUUGGUUUUCACUGGUAA
Molecule: messenger RNA, 1710 nt
Organism: Python bivittatus (Burmese python)
Lineage: Eukaryota; Metazoa; Chordata; Lepidosauria; Squamata; Pythonidae
Product: glycerophosphodiester phosphodiesterase 6-like
Biological process (GO): lipid metabolic process
Cellular component (GO): membrane
Molecular function (GO): glycerophosphodiester phosphodiesterase activity
Source: RefSeq, a predicted model, not a curated record